This is a messenger RNA of Odontomachus brunneus, 2475 nucleotides long. It is a transcript of the gene Ttc26, whose product is annotated as intraflagellar transport protein 56. The record is from RefSeq and is a predicted model, not a curated record. The transcript is spliced from 6 exons. Gene Ontology annotation, biological process: intraciliary anterograde transport; intraciliary transport involved in cilium assembly. Gene Ontology annotation, molecular function: intraciliary transport particle B binding; protein binding. NCBI's taxonomy places the organism in Eukaryota, Metazoa, Arthropoda, Insecta, Hymenoptera, Formicidae. Gene Ontology annotation, cellular component: intraciliary transport particle B; ciliary base; ciliary basal body. Bases 148 to 1800 code for a protein of 550 amino acids.
AUUUCAAGAGAAACAGACUGUUGUUAAUAUCGCUAUAUAUUCUUCACGGCCGAUUGCAGCGCUUGCCGUUUGUUAUGUCUCGGUCGUCGCAUGCCAACGCGUUCGAAAUAAUCGAUAAUACCACGCGCGUGUACGGCACAAUACAAAAUGAUCUUGUCGAGGGCCAAGCCGGCCUCGUCAGAGAGUGUUCGGAAGUCGGCGUCGCGCAAGGAAAUACCAAAGCUAGAGGAAUUCCUGGAGAAACGCGACUACACCGGAGCCUUGACGUUGCUGGAGUUCAACAGCAGCACCGGUAGCAGUCUGGAGUCGGACCUGUGGAUUGGAUACUGUGCAUUCCAUCUGGGUGAUUACAAGCGCGCUGUUACGGUCUACGAGAACCUGAGGAAGAAGGAUUACAUGCCGCCGGAUGUGCUGACGAAUCUGGCAUGUUGCUACUUUUAUCUGGGCAUGUAUCCCGAGUCGCAGCAGACCCUGGAGGAUGCAGCUGACAGUAGGCUGAGAACCAGACUGCUGUUCCACUUGGCUCACAAGAUGGGCAACGAAUCCAAAGUGAAGGAGUACCAUCAGAUGUUGCAGAAUGUCAUAGAGGAUCAGCUCAGUUUGGCGUCUAUCCAUUAUCUCAGAGCUCAUUAUCAAGACGCUAUCGACGUGUACAAGAGGAUCUUGUUGGACAACAGGGAUUAUCUGGCUCUGAACGUAUACGUAGCUCUGUGCUACUACAAGCUAGAUUACUACGAUGUGGCUCAGGAGGUGCUUCAGGUUUACUUGCAGAAAUAUCCGGACAGUGCGAUCGCGAUCAAUCUGAAGGCGUGCAAUCAUUUCCGUUUGUACGACGGGAACGCAGCGCAAUCAGAGAUGAAGCAGCUCAUCGAGAAGAUAUCGAGUUCCUUCAGUUUCGGCCACGAUCUAAUACGUCAUAACACAGUUGUGUUCAGAGGUGGCGAAAACGCCCUGCAGAUAUUGCCGAACCUGGUGGACGUUAUACCGGAAGCCAGGCUCAAUUUGGUGAUAUAUUACUUGAAGCAAGACGACGUCAAGGCGGCCUAUGAACUCAUCAAGGACCUGGAACCCGCGGUGCCGCAGGAAUACAUCCUGAAAGGCAUCGUCAACGCCGUUAUGGGCCAAGAGACCAAUUCUCGUGACAGCAUAAAAACAGCCCAACAAUAUUUCCAACUGGUGGGCUCUUCAGCGUCGGAAUGCGACACCAUACCCGGCAGGCAGUGCAUGGCUUCCUGUUUCUUCCUCUACCGGCAAUUCGAGGAAGUGCUGGUGUACCUGAGCUCGAUCAAGACGUAUUUCUCCAAUCAGGACAAUUUCAAUUUCAACUACGCCCAAGCGCAAACUGCUGCUGGUUACUUUAAAGAGGCGGAGGAAGCCUUUCUGAUGAUACGUAACGAAAAGUACAAGAACGAUUACAUCUACAUCAGCCUCCUGUCCUACUGCUAUAUAAUGAAUAAGAAGGCCGAACUAGCCUGGGAAUUGUACUUGAAGAUGGACACGUCGACGGAAUCCUUCAAUCUGCUGCAGCUGAUCGCCAACGCGUGUUACAAAGUCGGUGAGUUUUGGUACGCCGCCAAGGCCUUCGACAUGCUGGAACGCAUGGAUCCGAGUCCCGAGCACUGGGAAGGGAAGCGCGGUGCCUGCUGUGGUACUUUUCAAUAUAUAAUAGCAGAAAAGCAACCAAAGUACGUAAAUGUGCGCGAUAAGUAUCAGACGGACAUGCGUCGGAGCCGCGAGUGGAGAAUUCACGACUCACGAAUUAUUUGUGUCGUUCGCACAGAGAACUACUGUCGGACGUGAUACAGCUUUUGAAGAGCACGUCGAAUUCCCAAGUGGAGCAAAUAAUACGCGUGAUGCGGAAAUGGGGGAAGGAUAACCGCGUCAAUUGUUAAUAUCAAAUAUCAUCGUUGCCGAUUCCGUCCGUAGGUGCCUCGCUGCAAUUAUUUCGGUGAGAUAUUUACGAUAUGAUGUUGUAUAUAAUGCACGCGAGUGCGUAAGAGCUCAUCUACAACACAUGAAGUAAGCUUGGCGUAAGUUGGAGUAAAAAAUAUUUAUUUCGCUUACCUUUCUUAAAUGACGAGUAAAACUUCCGGUAUAAACAACCAGAAUACAGGGGUAAGGCGAAAGAAAUAUAUAUUAUUUUCAUUUCUUAUUUCAACUCUUACGUCAAAUUUAUUCCACGUAGAUGAACCUUAAUCAGAAUAUAUAUCUCGUUGCAACAGUUGACAGAUCUGAUGCAUAUGGAACACACACAUUGUACUCAGGAAAUACACAAAGGUGUACUUAUAGUGACUAAACAGUACAAUUGUGUGAAAUGAGGGGUUAAAAAUCUCUAUUUUUAUAUUGAAUAACAGUAACGCGAUGUAAAUUCUUGAGGCGUUAUGUCUCAUAAGUCAAUAUUCGGAAUUACUUGCACUAUCGUUAGGACACGAUUUUCGAUAAUCCUGACGCAUUCCACAGAAGAAUAUCCAUUUC